AUGGCACCUGGCGUAGCGUCUCACAGACCCGUCAUUAUUCAGGCCCCGACUAACAAAGACGCAGGCCUCCCCGUGAGGCAAUGGCGCCAGGAAUGGGUCAACGUCGCGCCCCCGAUCGAGCAAGAACCGCAACAAAUUAACGACGUCUGGGCGUCCGAGCUAAUCCACGGCAUGCCCAAAGACUCUGGGCUCCUGACCCCUCAUAGUCAGGAGCUGCUACGGGCGGCCCGCUCCGGCCGACUCUACAAGCGCGCCGUGCCGACCGACGAGGAUGAGACCGAGGCCGAACCCAACAUCGUCGAAAAGCCCGAGAAAAAGGAGGAGGAGCCGGCGCCCAAGGGCUUCUCCGUCAAGCUCUGGAAGCAGGUCCCGCGCAACGUGGAGGCGUCCGACAUUACGCGCCUGGCCAAGCGGCGCCGCAACACUGUGACGAUUGCCAGCAAGACGCCCGCCGAACGGGGCCACGGGCCGACGGUGACGCGCGCCACGGUACGACGCGUCGACGCCGCUGGCAACCCAUACACGGAAGAGGUGACGCUCGGCGACGGCCAGGCUGUGAGCGGCGAAAUCAUUGCCACGCGCGUCGAGGUCGUGCAGGUCCCCGCAGCCGGGGCAAUGUCGCUCGGCGCGCAGGUGCCGCCCAACCACCGCCGGCGACCGCCCCCGCCGAAGCGCAAGACAAAGGCUGGACCGGGCCGCGGAAAGAAGAAGAAUCGAGGCGGCAUCGCCGGCGGGCCGCCGCACACAAGCGUGCCCAACGGCAGCGGCGUCGCCAUGCCCAGCCAGCCUGCGACGGCGGAAACGACGGCGAAUGACACCAAUGGCGCGGCCAAGGGAGAGGGCGGCGAAACGGCAGACGGCGACGAAGAGGAGAGCGAGGAUGGUGACGAGGGCGACGACGACGAUGACGAGCACGGCGAUAGCGAUCAUCCAGAUACGAGCAUCGUGGACGAGGUCAAGGACAAGGAUUUGACCAUGACCGACGCCCCUCCCGUCCCCGCCGAGGUCAAGGAGAUGGUGGCGGAUGCUGCGGCGGCCGACAAGCUACCCGCCAAUCCCAUGACACUACCACCACCGCUCGCCUCCCUGGCAAGCGAUCUGUCCAAGACCGAAGGCAGCCCCCUGAAGAACGUUGUUCUCCCCUCGCCCACCGAAGGCCAUGCACCAGUCUUUCCCGGCGAGGUGGCCAGGUCGCUGGAGGCCGCGUCGGGCUCGACCGUCGCCGAGCCGCCCUCGACCAUUGUCGGCGAGGAGCCCGCGGCGGCAGAAAACCGCGACCUCGAGCUGGCCCCGACCCUCAGCAGUACCCUGCUGCCCCCGCCGCCGGAGCAGGUUGGCAACAUUGCCACGCCCAAGGCCGACGACGCCUCGUCGCGGGUGUCGAGCAACGAGCACCAGAGCAAAGACGCCGAGCACGUGCAUGGGGACAAGUCAUUUCACCAGCAAGACUCGAUCAUGACCGAGGACAGCAUCAAGCCAGAGGACUCGGCGUCUGUGCGGUACCCGCUGACGGAGUCGGGCGCGCCGUCGGAAGUCGGCACGGGGUCGGUCGAUGACACCAAGGAGCCGGCGGCGGCGGCGCAGACGCCCGGUCCCGUGGAGACGGAAGACCAGCCAGAGCCGGUGCCUGUUGUACCCGUCAUCGCGGAAGAAACUACACCCGAGGCCAAGCCGGAAUAUGGUGGUGAGCCGCCCGCUGCGCAAUUGCCCAAGGAGGAGCAAGACCUGCCCCCUAAAGAGCAGCCGGCGUCACCACCCGCCGCCGCUGUCCCGGAGCCUGCGCCCCAAACUUCAGUCGAGGCCACUCCUCCAGCGCCGCCGCUCUCGUUGCCUUCGCUGAGGCCGGAACCGGACUCUGCUAACGAGCCCGCCAAGCCCUUCACUCCUUCACCACCCGUCGCCGAACCAGUGGCCGAGGUGAAGAUUGAGGAGGAACCGGUGCCGCAGCCGGAGGAGUCCAUCGUGGAUGUCGCACCGGAGGAGCCGCGGUCUGCUGAGCCUGGAGCUGUUGCGGAGCCCGUGGUUGAGUUGACGCCGCCGCUGGCAGAGCCAGCGCCCACAGCGUCGGAACCGAACAAGGACGACGAUACUACCGCUCCGUAG
This is a messenger RNA of Cordyceps militaris CM01, 2103 nucleotides long. RefSeq lists its product as uncharacterized. Bases 1 to 2103 code for a protein of 700 amino acids. The record is from RefSeq and is a predicted model, not a curated record. The transcript has 2 exons. NCBI's taxonomy places the organism in Eukaryota, Fungi, Ascomycota, Sordariomycetes, Hypocreales, Cordycipitaceae.